This is a messenger RNA of Vicia villosa (hairy vetch), 1611 nucleotides long. RefSeq names its product stemmadenine O-acetyltransferase-like. The coding region runs from base 25 to 1341 and encodes 438 amino acids. The transcript has a single exon. Lineage: Eukaryota; Viridiplantae; Streptophyta; Magnoliopsida; Fabales; Fabaceae. The record is from RefSeq and is a predicted model, not a curated record.
UCCACAUUCCCCAAAAAAAUUACAAUGGAAAUGGAAUUUCUUUCUAAAGAACUCGUUAAACCUUCGUCACCAACUCCUUCUCACCUCCGUAUGUAUCCACUUUCUUUCAUAGACAACAUAGUUUUUCAUAAGUAUGUGCCUGUAAUUUUCUUUUACAAUCCAAACCAGAAUACCGACCAAAAUUCUAAAAUAUCACAACUUCGAAAAUCCUUAUCUCAUACUCUAUCCAAAUACUAUCAUUUUGCCGGCAGGCUGAAUGAUAAAACUAUCAUCGAAUGUAAUGAUCUAGGUGUGUCAUUUCUAGUUGCAAAGACAAAAAACAAACUAUCAUGUAUCCUUCAAAAUCCCACAGAAAUAUUGCUAAACCCUUUGUUUCCCGACGAAUUACAAUGGAAAGACAUGGAUUGGAGCGCGUCACUAAUAUUCAUUCAAAUCAAUUGUUUUGCCUGUGGAGGAAUCGCGAUAAGUAUUUGCAUGAGUCACAAAAUUGGCGAUGCUUCCACUCUUUUCAACUUCAUGAAUGAUUGGGCCAUCAUCAACCAAAAAGUAGAACAAGAUGAAAGGUUAGGGUUAGGGUUAUCAGUAUUACCCUCUCCGUUACUUGAUGGAGGAGCUUCAGUUUUUCCUCAGAGAGAUAUACCUAUUUUCCCAGAAAUUGAGUUUGUGAAAGACAACAAAGUUGUGAGUAAAAGGUUUUUGUUUGAAGCCUCAAAGAUCAACUCCCUCAAGGAAAUGGUAAGAAAUUCUGUUGGUUUUUCUCUCACACGCGUACAAGUUGUUACUGCAUUGAUUUACAAACGCGCGGUUUUAACAAGCGGAUUAAAUUUCAAGACAGCAUCGUUCAACAUGGUUGUGGAUCUUCGCAAACGAAUGGUUCCUCCGUUGUCUGAUAAGCGCAUAGGAAACUUUGCUUGGUUCUUUGGUUUGUCCAUAGAUAAGGAGAAAAUGGAGUUACAGGAUUUAGUAUUCAAAAUUAAAGAAGGAUUAUCUGAAUUUUGUGAUGUUAUUCUGGAAAAUUUUGGAGGAAAAGAGAAGCACAAAUUUUCAUUAAUUUAUGAGAGAUCGAAAAAUCUUAAUGAGACAGCUCAUACUGAAGAUAAUGAUUUGUUUUUAUUCAGUAGUUGGUGUCGGUUUGGAAUGUAUAAAGUAAAUUUUGGGUGGGGAAAACCAGCAUGGGUGACCACCUUUUGUUGCUCUAUGAGGAAUAUAAUAUUUCUGAUGGAAACAAAAGAUGGGAAUGGGAUUGAAGCAAUUGUGAACUUGGAAGAGAAGAAUAUGGCUAAGUUUGAGAAUGAUGUUGAGCUUCUUCAGUAUGCUUCUCUGAAUCCAAGUAUUGUUUGACAUGAUGGGCCGGUGAUUAUAUUUUAUGUGUUUGCAUGAAUAAAAAAAUUUCAACAUAUGUAUUAAGUGAACUUCUUGAGUUGAAAUAGAUUUGUGAGGUAUUUGAUUCAUACAUGUAAGAUUUGUUUCUGUUUCUCAAAAUUUUCUUUAAAUUUAUUUGGCAAAAUUGCCUUGAUUUAGUGAAAUUUCUCUCAAGAUUGAUAUGUAAUUCUUGGGACUUUGAUACAUGUGUUCACAACACUUUUUCUUUUCUUCGGUUUGAUUUGUCUU